Messenger RNA from Manduca sexta (tobacco hornworm), 1281 nucleotides. RefSeq lists its product as uncharacterized. NCBI's taxonomy places the organism in Eukaryota, Metazoa, Arthropoda, Insecta, Lepidoptera, Sphingidae. Bases 208 to 846 code for a protein of 212 amino acids. The transcript is spliced from 2 exons. The record is from RefSeq and is a predicted model, not a curated record.
AUAAUUUCCUUCUAAAAACAUCGUCAAAAGUCUUUAACCACUUUAAGAAAAAAGUGUGAAAUUAUCUUAAGUGGGUAGUAUCAACGAGUCCUUUUAAAAUCGGGCUAAUAUAACGGUACGUUCUAAGUAAAGAUAGAAGUGUAGAUAAGUUAAUAAGAUUAUUAUUAUACCUCAUGUUGAGGUCGGGGACCGGAUUUUAAAGACGGAAUGUUUCUGAAACCGUGUAUAAAAAACGGCUGGUCUCCAGGGAUCGGUCAUUCCGCGGCCGGAGUGGGUGCACGCAUCUUCGUUCCCGAAAAUAAAAACUCUUUUUUGUGUACAGCCAGCUUAAUCCUUCAUUCUGCUACUUAUAGUAGUCUCGAGCCAAGUCUCACGGGGGGUGAAUGUUGUUCGAGUUGUUUAGUUCUAUUUAGAAGAUUAUUUACACCAGUGCGAUACACCCGGAUAUCAACGGAAUGUACUCAAACACAGCCACAGAGAACAUGGGUGCAACCAAUGGCGCCAAACGUUUCUCCAGUUACCCGUUACCAGUUCACUUACAACCCAUACGACUCUCGUAAAGUAUAUCAGAUGCAGCCCUCGCAGUACACACACCAAGAGAUUCCGAUGCAGCAGAAUAUGGCUCCGAUACCCAUCAGCAUACCGGCUGGAGCCAGCUUGACGCCCGUCUCAUUGCAGCAUGUACAGCUAGUCCCCUGCAUGUGUCCCGUCGCCCCUGAGGAGGCUGAACAGCUUCUAGAACAGAAUGGACCCCGACCCUACGGAGCCCAGACUUACUCCCAAACUUAUCCGGUAGCGCAACAAACGCCUGCCGCUCCAGAAUCCGAUAAAAUCACAAAACAGUGAGCACCGAGUAGACAUUUGCAUUUAGCACGUAGUUUUAGAAUGCCGCCAAUGAUUAUAUCUUUUUAUGUGUAAUUUAUUUCAAAUUAUUAAUUAUAAUUCUUUUUAGAAUGUAAAACCGGGCUUAUGGUGUAUGUUGUAAACAAAGAGCAUUGCCGUGUUUGGUACAAAUGCAACGAACAUUGCUGACGUAUUUUUUCAUUAUAGACACCAAAUUUAAAAACGUACUUCGGUCGAGUGCGAUUAGAAUAAGUGUAAAAUUGUGCGACUGGCGUUACAUCGGCAUCGUAUUUAACCACACCCGUACUCGCAUCCGCAUGAAAUAAAAAACAGCCAUAAUAGUGUAAUUUGUCGGUUAACUUUGAAAAGCUUUCUAUGAAGACUGAUAGUUUAAGAUAAUGUGUGCGAACAUUUUGAAUAAAUAUAAAAUUCUACAGA